Molecule: messenger RNA, 5349 nt
Organism: Prorocentrum cordatum
Lineage: Eukaryota; Dinophyceae; Prorocentrales; Prorocentraceae
Source: the annotation of a GenBank genome assembly
GUCGAGGGUCCCAGCCUGCCGCCCGCGCAGCGAGAAGCUCGGGGCGAGGAUUUCCGCAGCCCUUUUGGCUCAAGCCGUUUGGCUCUAAAGACCCUCUGCUGCGCAGACCCCACCCGGCCGAGCUCGGCGCCAUGGCCGCGACGAGCAGUGCCGCCGCCGCGGCGCGGCCGGCCGACCCCGCCCGACUCGCCGGGUGGCUGGCGUCCCGGCGGGCGGCCACGCUCGAGCUGGCCGACGGCAGCGUCUUCGAGGGCUUCUCCUUCGGGUAUGGGGGAUCCACGACUGGCGAGGUCGUCUUCAACACGGGCAUGGUAGGGUACCCCGAGUCGCUCACGGACCCGUCGUACGCCGGGCAGAUCCUCGUGCUCACGUUCCCGCUGGUGGGGAACUACGGCGUGCCCGACGGCGAGGAGCGCGACGCGCUCGGCCUCCUUCGGCACUUCGAGAGCGAGAGGAUACACAUCAAGGCCCUCGUGGUCUCGGACUACUCCUUCGUGGCGUCCCACUACACGGCGAGGAGGACGCUGGGGCAGUGGCUCGAGGCGCACAAGAUCCCGGGCAUCUACGGUGUGGACACCCGCGCGCUGACCAAGCUCAUCCGCAUGCACGGCGCGCUGCUGGGCAAGGUCGUCGUGGAGGGCAGCGCGCCCUCGGCGUCCAUGGAGUUCUCGGACCCCAACGAGACGAACCUGGCGGCUACCGUCUCGCGCUCCCAGAAGCAGGUGUUCGUGCCCCCUCCGCGGGCGGCGGACGGCGCCGCGGCGCCGCUCGCCGAGGAGGCCGAGAAGCAGGUCACCAUCCUCGCCGUGGACUGCGGCAUGAAGAACAACAUCAUCCGAUACUUCGUGGAAUGCCUCCGCGUCAGGCUGGUCGUGGUGCCCUGGGACUACGAUUUUACAAAGGACGAGUUUGAUGGCCUAUUCUUGAGCAACGGACCUGGGAACCCCUUGAUGUGUGAGGUCACGAUCGGGCAUGUCCGCGAGGUCAUGCUGCGCCGGCCAACCUUGCCAAUAUUCGGCAUCUGUUUAGGCAAUCAGAUCCUGGGGCUGGCAUCUGGAGCCCAGACUUACAAGAUGAAGUUCGGCAAUCGCGGCAUGAACCAGCCCUGCGUGGACAUGCGCACCACGCGCUGCUACAUCACCCCGCAGAACCACGGCUUUGCCAUCGAUAACGCGUCGCUGGCAGACGGCUGGAUGCCGCUCAUGAUCAACGCCAACGACGGCAGCAACGAAGGAAUCAUCCACAGCGGCCGCCCAUGGUUCUCCGUGCAGUUCCACCCCGAGGCGUGCGGCGGCCCCACCGACACGGCGUUCCUCUUCCAUCAGUUCCUCAACAACAUAUCCAGCCCGACCCAGCUGGUGACCACGAUCCCGUACUCGCCCCCGAAAGUCUAUCGCAAGGUGCUCGUCCUCGGCUCGGGCGGGCUCACCAUCGGCCAGGCGGGCGAGUUCGACUACUCUGGCAGCCAGGCCAUCAAGGCCCUCCGCGAGUCGGGCGUGUUCUCCAUCGUGGUCAACCCCAACAUCGCGACCGUGCAGACCUCGUGGGGAUACGCCGACCGGGUGUACUUCCUGCCCGUCACCGUGGAGUUCGUCACGCAGGUGAUCCAGCGCGAGCGCCCCGACGGCAUCCUGUGCUCCUUCGGCGGCCAGACGGCGCUCAACUGCGGCAUCAGGCUCGAGGAGGAGGGCGUGCUGUCCAAGUACGACGUCAAGGUGCUGGGAACACCGAUCAAGGCAGUCAUCACGACUGAAGACCGCGAGCUGUUCGCCACGGCGGUGGACCACUGCGGAUACAAGGUUGCCGAGAGCGCCUGCUGCACGACCGCUGAGGAAGCUGUGGCCGCCGCGGCAAAGAUCGGCUAUCCGGUGCUGGUCCGGGCUGCCUUCGCCCUCGGCGGCCUCGGCAGCGGCUUCGCGACGGGAGAGGGCGAGCUGAGGCGCCUGGUGCAGGUGGCGCUGGUGAACAGCCCGCAGGUCAUCGUCGACAAGAGCUUGAAGGGCUGGAAGGAGCUCGAGUACGAGGUCGUGCGCGACGCAAAUGGCAACUGCAUCACGGUGUGCAACAUGGAGAACUUCGAUCCCAUGGGCAUCCACACGGGCGACUCCAUCGUCAUUGCCCCGUCGCAGACGCUCACGAACGCCGAGUACUUCAGACUGCGCGAGUGCGCUCUGAAGGUGGUGUGCCAUUUGGGUGUGGUGGGUGAGUGCAACAUCCAGUACGCGGUAGACCCGCACAGCCAGGAGUUCCGCAUCAUCGAGGUCAACGCACGCUUGUCGCGGAGCAGCGCGCUGGCGUCGAAGGCAACCGGGUACCCGCUCGCGUAUGUCGCCGCGAAGUUGGCCCUCGGUGGCGACCUGGUGAGCUUGCGCAACAGCGUCACCAAGUGCACGACCGCUUGCUUCGAGCCGAGCCUCGACUACAUUGUCGCGAAGGUUCCCCGCUGGGACCUGCGCAAGUUCUCGACGGUGGACCAGGAGGUCGGCAGCUGCAUGAAGAGCGUAGGAGAGGUGAUGUCCAUCGGGCGCACCUUCGAGGAGACCAUCCAGAAGGCUCUCCGCAUGGUCGACGAGGCCUGCAGGGGCUUCGACUCCGAGCGCUUCGACCUGGAGCUGGCCCACCGCGGCGAGGACGACACCGUGCACCUCGUCCGGGCAGAGCUGGUGAGGCCGACGCCGACGCGGGUGUGGGCCAUCGCGAAGGCCUUCGAGCUCGGCAUGGACGUGGAGGAGGUCCACCGCCUGACGCGCAUCGACCGCUGGUUCCUGUCGAAGCUCAUGAACGUCCACGCCGUCAAGCACGCGCUGCAGACCCUCGACCUCCCUGGCCUCGCGGCCAGCCCGCAGCUGCUCCGCGAGGCCAAGCGGUGCGGCUUCGCGGACCGCCAGAUUGCGCCCCUGCUGCACUUCCAGGACGGCGUGGGCGCGCACGGCAAGUGGGAGUACCACGGCGGCCCGGUGCACGACUACCACGUCCGCGCCCUGCGGAAGAGUGCGGGCAUCGUUCCCGUCGUGAAGCAGAUCGACACACUCGCGGCCGAGUUUCCAGCGCACACCAACUACCUCUACCUCACGUACAGCGGCAUCGAGAACGACGUGAACCUCGCCAGCCUCGGCUCUCAGGAGGAGGACACAAGCCAGCCGGAGGCUCCUAUCAUGGUCAUCGGCUGCGGCCCGUACCGCAUUGGCAGCAGUGUCGAGUUUGAUUGGUGCUCCGUGUCCUGCGUCAAGACGCUGCGAGGGCUCGGCAAGCGCGCAAUCAUCAUCAAUUGCAACCCAGAGACAGUGUCGACAGACUACGACGAAUCGGACCGUCUUUACUUCGACGAGCUCAGCCACGAAACCGUGCUCGACGUCGCCGAGAUGGAGCAGUGCGCCGGCAUGAUCGUGUCUGUCGGCGGGCAGAUACCCAACAACUUAGCCAUGCGGCUGCAUCAGGUCGGCGUCAAGAUCUUGGGCACAUCGGUUGAUUCAAUCGAUGCCUGCGAGAACAGGUUCAAGUUCAGUCAGCUCUGUGACGCUCUCCGCAUAGACCAGCCAGAGUGGUCCGAGUUCACGACCGUGGAGGAGGCCUUCUUUUUUUGCAAUCGCGUCAGCUUUCCCGUGCUGGUGCGUCCAUCUUACGUGCUCAGCGGAGCCGCCAUGCGAGUGGUGAACUCGGCGGGCGAAUUGGAGAGGUUUCUUCGGGCCGCGGCCGUUGUGAGCCGCGAGUACCCCGUGGUGGUGUCGAAGUACAUCGCGGGGGCCAAGGAGGUCGAGCUCGACGCCGUGGCUCAGAACGGAGUGAUGUUGAACUAUGCCAUCGCGGAGCACGUCGAGAACGCUGGCGUGCAUAGUGGGGACGCUUCUCUGCUCCUUCCAGCACAGAAACUAUUCGUGGAGACACAGCGCCGUGUUAAGCAGAUCGGGCAAAAACUUUGCAGGGAGUUGAACAUCUCGGGUCCGUUCAACAUCCAGUUCAUCUGCAAAGAGAAUGAUGUCAAGGUGAUCGAGUGCAACCUGCGCGCUUCCCGGUCUAUGCCUUUCAUUUCCAAGACCUACAACAUUAAUUUCAUCGAGCUCGCGACUCGGGUGUUCCUUGGCAUGCCUGUGCACCCCAAGCCAGUGCAGCCGAUGGACAUGGAGUACGUUGCGUGCAAGGCGCCCGUGUUCUCGUUCGGGCGGCUGAAGAACUCCGACCCGAGGCUUGGAGUGGAGAUGCAGUCUACUGGCGAGGUGGCGUGCUUCGGGGUGAACAAGUACGAAGCCUUCCUGAAGGCGAUGAUCGCCACCGGUUUCAAGCUUCCGGCCAAGAACAUUUUGGUAUCCAUCGGCCCGAGGUCGCAAAAGCAUGAGUUUUUGGAGGUCGCCGACUUGUUCGUGGCCAUGGGGUUCCAGUUGUAUGCAACAAAGGGCACUCACGAGGCUCUCAAGAACCACGGCAUCGAGUCCUGCGUCUUCACGUUCAAGGCGCGCGUGAAGAGGGAGCCGAAUGUGCUGACCUUGCUGCAGGGCGGCGCGCUCGACCUCGUCAUCAACGUGCCCGACGGCAUGGACUCGCAGGCGCUCACGGACGGCUUCGACAUCCGGCGGGCGGCCAUCGACAGCGGCACCUCCCUGAUCACCGACAUGAAGACGGCGGUGCUCACCGGCAUGGCGCUGCACCGGAAGUGGGUGCGGGAGACGUCCGGGAGGGCGUUCUGGUCCUACGGCUCCUGGCAGGAGUACACCGAGCCGGGCGACGUGCUGUCGGCGCACGGGGCCGCGCCACCGUGAGGUCCCCGGGGGCGAGGUCCUCUCCAGCCCGGCGGCCUGGGGGUCGCGGGCCCCGCUGGGCUGGCGGGGCCGUCGUGGGCGGCCGGCUCCAGGCCGCGGCGGUUGCGCAGCCGGGUCCGCGCUACGUUUCAUGUCUUGAGCGCACCUGGAGGGUCACCAGGCUCGCUCGCGGGCACUUUUUUGGGGCACCCUCCCUCCCCGUCUCCCUCCAGCCGCCCUCCCAGUCGUCCUCCUCGUCCUCCUCGUUAGGCCCUCCUGGCGUUGCUGCCAGGCUCCGCGGGGAGAGAUGCGCUUGAUUUGCCCACGUGGUGGCUAGGAUUCGUUGCCUAUUGGUGGGGCCAAUGCCAAGGCAGCUGCCAGCCCUGCUGCUGGAACCAGCGCAAAUCUCGGGUCUUGUCCUUUCUGCGCAUGGCGAGGGUGUGUACUGUACAUACAGUGUAUUCCAUUCAGGUGCAACGUGAUGGUUUACACGCAGGAGGCGGCCAUGCUCUGGGUAUAAAAAGAGCGGGGUGAGGGCUAGUUGUGCAGGUGGAUGUCAUGGCCGGGGCCAUGGAAACUCCGAGGUGUCAUGUCGUUGUUUGAUCCUUAUGAUUGC